AUGAGCGACGACGAGUACGAUGACACGCCAGUGACUCAGGCACAGAUUCCCACGCAGAACGGACACUUCAGUAAUAGGAGGCACGGAGUCGCGGGCUCGAGGCAAAUCACUGUGCCACAGGACGUUGCGUCGAAAGCGCCAGAGAACGACAGUGUGAACGGACGAAACCUUACCAAUGGCCAGGCACGCUCGAUCAAGAAACGCGAGCUCGCUGAGAAUGGAGGCCGUGAUGGUAGCUCGGCGAAGAAGCCGUGCCUCGAAGGAGACUCCGAAGAGCCAUCCGCAGCACAGUCUCUGCUUCAGAAUGUGGACAAUCUCACGCAGGAGAAGAAGUUUGUACCAGAGCGAAUUCAGCAUGCAUCACAGGUGAACCAGAGCGUUCCGUCUGCAAUCCGUUCCAUUACCAGCAGGCAAGCACACUGCCCGCUUGAUCAGAAGUCAAUACUGGAAUCGUCUGGCAUUGAGUGCCCUCCACUGCCGGGUCACGACAAGCGACCAGGGACAAUGCCUCAGAAGCUGUUUGAGCUUUUCACUGCACAAGCUGACCAAGCAAGCAGCGCGUCAAGGCUAUCAAGUGGCCAUAUCACUGAAGUCAAACUUCCAGCUCACGAACAAGCAGAGCAAGCGGAAGAGGAAGAGGACGAUCUGCCGACCCAACAGGUGUCUGGUAGUCAGUGGCCGGCGAGUCCAGACUAUGCGGCCAGGGUCGCACCCGCGAUUGAAGCAGCCCAGUCUCCUGAAUCGUCUCCGAUAUCUUCUGCUCCUUCCUCCGCAAAGCCACUCCGUACACGCAUGCAAGGUCUUCCACCAGACAGUCCACCGGCUGCGGGCCAAGAAGCUACCUCAGCAUCCUCCGUCGAUCUCGAGCCUUCGCGUAGCGGUGAAAACGCGCUAAUUGCGCAGCCUUCCAAGGAGAGUGCUAGUACGAAGGACCAGCAGUCGAACCUGCCGACGCCUUCAAGUGAUUCGGUAGAAGACGUAGACACGUCCGCUUCUGACGAGGAAGCAUCGGAUGCACUUUCGAUCAUGGAUCUAGAUCGGCCUCACGCAUCAGCAUCGGUUCCGGUCUCACUGCCCGCCUCUACUUCAGGCACGAGAAAGCCUGUUGAGGUCGAGAGGACACCAUUUCCCGGCAAGCAGAUUCAUCGCAGGCAGGAAAUGGUGCCUGGGUCCACCUUCGUGCCGUCCACUUAUGCGGAUGCUAUCAGAACGGUGCACACCUCCGAUCCACUGCCGGAGAUGUACAGCUCCGACUCUGAGAUUUCUAACAAACGAAGGCAAGACCGACAAGAGUAUCACAAUACACAAAGAUCAACCCAGAUGGGAUCCCAGGCAAAGGACAAGGACCAAGAUGCCGUUCAGCACGAGCGAAAGAUGCAGGAGCAUCGUGAGUGGCGCCGAAAUCUGCUGAAACCAAUAACAAAAGUGCCGACGCAAUCGUCGCAGCCUCAGGUGAUGGCGGAGGAGACUCUGGUUGUCGAGACGAGUACAGAAAGUCGGGUUGAUGCAAAGUCGAAAUCCGCAGACGAAACAAGUGUUCAGGAAUCAUUCCAGCCUUCCACAGAAGCAAGAGCCAAUACGUCCCAGGUGAAUGGCAACUCAUCGAAGAGUCAUCAUGAAGCAGCCCGGCCUAGCUCACCUCCGGCACGUCCCGCACAUCCAAGUCAGCAGACUAGUCUCAGAUCUACGACCAGAGUUCCAUCGAUAUCGGCCCACCAUGGCGUUCCCACCUCCUACGGGGCACUGUUCGAGCGCUUCAAAGCAGCGUACAGCGAUUAUGGAGGGACGGUGAAGCAUUUUGCAAGUGCCUGUGAGAUGUUGGCAAAGCCUAAUGUUGCUACGCGUGUUCACCGAUCGUUAAUGGACGACUUUGUGUUCCACUACGCCAAUACCUUCCUGCCGUAUGUGAUUGAGAGCGCAGCUUCUGGCGAAGGCUCCAUGCCAUAUACGGAUUACUUCUUCACCUUGGACGACCUGACUCAUUGGAAAAAGGUGUUGUCGUCAGCGGGUCUACACGCUGCAGGCACCACACGCUCUGCGCGGACCUCGGAACUUUCACAAGUCCAAAAACGUCGUGUGUCCUACGGACUGCCCUCAGUCUCAAUCAAAGAUGAGAACAGUAUCAGCACAACACCCAAUGUGGACACGCUUACCCAUGCGCCUGCACAUGUACAGGAUCAAUUUAUGGCCCAAGACCUCGAGAAAGCGGCAUCGCACGUUAGUGUAGAAUUUGCUGGCCAAGCAGAGCCAUCCGAGAUGGCCAAGGCAACCGCCCAAUCGCAAGAUGCGUCACAGCAGUCUUCAGUGGAAUCCUGGCUAGAGCAAACAGCACACGCCCGAGCCCCGUCUCCAGAGCUCGGAACGCCAGGCAUCGAUCGCUCCGCCGAGCAAUCACCUGACGCCAAUGGCUUGCAACGCCGCAUGUUAACGAAUAAGAGAGGCACGAUCUCUUCAUUGGCAGUGGACCCACCUGCUGCGAAACGGGCCAGGGGCAAUAUGGGUAUGGUCAGGCCCGCGUCCGCUUCCAUACAGGAACAGGUACAGCCGACGGGAUCGACACCACGGCUGUCAGUGGCAUCCGCCUUGGACGGUGCGCCCUCGACUGCCCCACCCCGAGAUCCAUACGUCCCGCCACGAUCCACGCCGAAGCGCAAGUCCUUGCCCGCAUCGUUUGGCAUCACGAAGAGCUUACCACCAUCGAGCACUGCGCCGGCUGUUGUUGCUCGUGCUACCGUCUCAAGGAGCUCUCGUCCACCAGACGGCUCACCUGCCUCGAGUCCAGCCCUUGAUCCUGCCUUGAAGGGCUUCAUCACAGAUUCAAACGCGGCUGGUCCUUCGCGAUCGUUUGUCAGGCCUCAGUCGAGACGAACGAGCACUUUUAAUCCAUUCAUUAAGCCUCCACCUAAGCCACGGAUCGUGUCAAGUCCCUCGUCGAAGGGCAAGGAGCCUGAGAUCCCACCAUCAUCUGCUACAUCGCGACCUCCUCCUUUGGCGAAGAAAACCUCGUCAACUUCCUUAUCCUCUGACAAGAAGAAGCUGAAUCCCGACUGGUGGAGAAAGGAGGAUACGCCGUACCAGAGGUUUGCCUCAAACUGGAUGAGUUCUGGGGGAUGA
This is a messenger RNA of Cyphellophora attinorum, 3114 nucleotides long. RefSeq lists its product as uncharacterized. The transcript has a single exon. The record is from RefSeq and is a predicted model, not a curated record. Bases 1 to 3114 code for a protein of 1037 amino acids. Lineage: Eukaryota; Fungi; Ascomycota; Eurotiomycetes; Chaetothyriales; Cyphellophoraceae.